Molecule: messenger RNA, 1202 nt
Organism: Trichobilharzia szidati
Lineage: Eukaryota; Metazoa; Platyhelminthes; Trematoda; Strigeidida; Schistosomatidae
Source: the annotation of a GenBank genome assembly
CUUUUGUCUUGUCAAGGGCAUCUUAGCAUACUUUCGGCCUGUCAGGUCCCUUACAUUUGUCAAGAUUCUUCCAGUAAAUGCUAGAAACAAUGCACGUCAGCAUUUCCUCAUUGUUGUCAGCUUCAAUUGACAAACUAAUGUCAAAUAUUUGUGACUGAGUUCAGCCUUCGUUUCUUAUUUCCAACUUCAGGUUCAUAAUGUUUUUAGUGAGACUAGCAAUGAAUCGGUCUGCUAUGAUUGGUUGUCGAGGUUCUCUUCAUUCUUCGUCCACCACAAACUCAAAAAAGCGGCGUACAUGGAUCAGUUAUUCAAUGUUGGUUUUCCCGGCUACCGCAUUUGCUUUAGGAUUUUGGCAGAUACGUAGACGAAAGUGGAAAAUUGAAUUAAUUGAUACACUGAAUGCACGGAUUCCUGCUAAACCUGUUCAUCUGUCUGACGAGAUUACUUCUAGCCUCCAACUACCUGAAUUUACUCAUAUCUCUGUUGAAGGUCACUUUGAUCAUUCACGUGAGGUGAUAAUUGGACCACGGUCUUUUAUAGAAGAUAUGAUACCUUCCAAUGGAUAUGGAGCAGAAUGGCUGUCGAGACGAAAAGACAAUACAAUGCAGUCAUAUACAUCAAUUCCGUCUGCUUCAGGUUAUUUCGUUGUAACACCAUUUUUUCUUGCGAAUAGACCUGGAACCUCCAUACUAGUGAAUCGUGGAUGGGUUCCAUAUGGUGCACGUGACCCUGUAAUUCGACCUAAUGGACAGAUUGAAGGUACCGUAAAACUGUCAGGUUAUGUUCGAUACCCAGAAAAGCCACCACUCCGAAUAUUUGGUGCAGACACUAGUUAUCUCAUGUGUCUGGAUCAAAAGAAUCAAAAUCCUCACAUUCGUUAUCCUUGCCGAUAUAUUGAGAAGAUGUGUGAAGAUUUGAAAACAUUGCCGAUUUUUAUUGAUGCUGACUAUGAAUCAACCUUCGUUGGUGGACCUGUUGGUGGACAAACUCGAGUUACACUACGCAAUGAACAUGCCUCAUAUAUCUUCACCUGGUUUUCAUUAGGUACAAUUGGUCUAGGAAUGUGGAUAUACUUCUUUCUCAUGUGAACUUUCUUUUUUUGAUGUUGUUGUGUACAUAGAGAAGAGGGAAGACAUUUUCAAAAUUAUUGUAGAUAAAAUAAAUUACACUUCGCAAAUACACCCUUUAUUUCCCAUUUAACA